This is a messenger RNA of Xyrauchen texanus (razorback sucker), 3605 nucleotides long. RefSeq names its product 5-phosphohydroxy-L-lysine phospho-lyase (gene phykpl). The record is from RefSeq and is a predicted model, not a curated record. The coding region runs from base 68 to 1414 and encodes 448 amino acids. The transcript has 12 exons. Gene Ontology annotation, cellular component: mitochondrion. Gene Ontology annotation, molecular function: transaminase activity; pyridoxal phosphate binding. Lineage: Eukaryota; Metazoa; Chordata; Actinopteri; Cypriniformes; Catostomidae.
GAUGUUUCAAGCCGAUUUCUUGGACAUAAAUAGUUCUGGGUGCAGUUGAAGAAAGACGACCGCUGUCAUGGCUGUAGAAGCUUUCCAUAAAGAUGAGACUUUGGCAAUGCGCAGAAAGUUGAUUGGGCAGUCCUGCAGACUCUUUUUCUCGCAGGACCCCGUGAAAAUAGUGCGAGCACGGGGUCAAUAUUUGUAUGAUGAGAAUGGCAUGCAGUACCUAGAUUGCAUUAGUAAUGUUCAACAUGUGGGACACUGUCAUCCCAGCAUCACUCAGGCUUCUGCUGCUCAGAUGGAUCUUCUUAAUGCAAACACUAGAUUCCUUCAUGACAAUAUAGUGCAAUAUGCAAAUCGGCUGGCAGCCACUCUGCCAAAGAAGCUUGGUGUCUUUUAUUUUGUCAACUCGGGUUCAGAAGCUAAUGAUCUUGCCUUGCGAUUGGCCCGUCAAUAUACCCAACAUCAGGAUGUCAUUGUGCUGGAUCAUGCAUAUCAUGGACAUCUCACCUCGCUUAUCGACAUCAGCCCGUACAAGUUUCGGAAGCUGGAGGGCCAAAAAGAGUGGGUUCAUGUGGCUCCUCUCCCUGAUACUUACCAUGGUAUCUACCGAGAGGACCAUCCAAACCCAGGAAAGGCUUAUGCCGACACAGUGAAAAGUCUUAUUGAAGAGGUGCACAAGAAAGGCAGCAAGAUAUCAGCUUUUUUUGUUGAGUCUUUACCCAGUGUUGGUGGCCAGAUUAUUUUCCCGACUGGUUAUUGUAAAAAAGUAUCGGAAUACAUUCAUGAGGCAGGGGGAGUUUAUGUGGCAGAUGAGAUUCAGACAGGCUUUGGUCGUGUUGGUAGUCAUUUCUGGGCUUUUCAGCUUGAAGGUGAAGACUUCUGCCCUGACAUUGUGACUAUGGGUAAACCAAUGGGCAAUGGUCACCCGCUUGCAUGCGUGGCCACUACAGUGGCGAUAGCAGGUGCUUUCACAGCCAAUGGUGUGGAGUACUUCAACACAUUUGGUGGCAACCCAGUAUCCUGUGCCAUUGGUUUGGCAGUAUUAGAUGUGAUUGAGAAGGAAGACUUGAGAGGCAAUGCUCUGCGUGUUGGAGGUCACCUGAAACAGCUUCUCUGUCAGCUUCAGACUAAACAUCCAAUCAUAGGAGAUGUGCGUGGUGUAGGACUGUUUAUAGGUAUGGAAUUAGUUAAAGACAGAGUUUCCCGAAAACCAGCUACAAAGGAAGCAGCACAGCUUGUUCGAAGGCUGAAAGAAGAGUAUAUAGUUAUGAGUACUGAUGGACCAUGGGAAAGUGUCAUCAAAUUCAAACCUCCCAUGUGCUUCAGUAAGGAGGAUGCUGACAGAGUUGCUGUGUGCAUUGACCAAAUUCUCAUAGAACUGGAGAAUACCUGCCAAAAGGAAGACCAUGAAAACAGUUGAGCUGAGAAGAAAUGUAGUACUGUAUAUAGAGCAAACAUUUUACAGUACAUUACAAAUAUAAGACUUAUUCUAAAUUGUCUGAAAUAAGUAACGUCAUGUAUUGAAUAAUAUGGGAACUGUAUCUUGAAUUUUUAAUUCCAUUUAUACUCAGUUAAAAAUACUUUAAUAAAGAAACGUUCAUAAAUUCAAUCAUUGUAAACACAGAACAGAGAAGAUUUAACAUUGAAAUAAAAUUUAAAACAAACAUAUCAAUAUUAAAUCACCCCUUUACAUAUAAUUUUGCAGGGUGAGAUGUCAACAAAUAAUAUGAACUUAAGAUUUGAAUAUGCUUUUAUAUUGUAAAAUCAUACAACAAUGUGAAGCACUUUUUGUAAACAUUUGUUUUCACUCAGUGUGAUUUAGCACAGUGACUACAUAAUAUUUGUCUCAUAACACUCAAAUGAGUGUUGUGGUUCAAUUAAAUAAUGUUGUGUACAUUUUGGUUGAAAAUGAAAGUGCAGAAUUAUUAUUAUAAUUUUUUCUUUUUUAACCCAUAUAGGUGUUAUUUUGGUUCUUCAGCAGAGAAUAGUACAGAAAUGUAUACUGCUAUUUAAGGAAGAGUUCAACCAAAAAUGAAAAUGCUCUCAUCAUUUACUCACACUCAUGCCAUCUUACAUGUGACUGACUUUGUUCUGCAGAACACAAAGAUUUUCAGAAGAAUAUCUCAUCAUAUAAUGGUGGCAAAAACUUUCAAGCUCCAAAAAGCACAUGAAGGCAGCAAAAAAGUAAUUGAUGCGACUCCAGUGGUUGAAUCCAUGUCUUCAAAAGCGAUAUGAUAUGUGUGGUUGAGAAAUAGAGGAAUAUUUAAAGGAAUGUUCCGGGUUCAGUACAGGUUAACCCUGUAAAGACUGACAUAUGAAAGAUUGUCAGAAAAUUCAAAUUUUUCGACAUUAAAAUGUUUUUAGUACAGUUUUAAAAAAUAUCUAAAAUCUAAAAAAAACAGCAAUUAAUUUCUACAUAGGACAUUUUUAUUUACGUUUUUCUUAGCCCGUACAUGCUACAGUGGAAAAUCUUAGGGUAUUAUUAGAGGACCUGGGCUUUUCAGAUAUACCAAAUAUGUGAGAGUUGGCCAUGACAACUUCCUCUCUUUGCUCUAUAAAUAUGGGUUGAAAUGUGUCACAGUUCAGUUCAGCGCAUCACAUACAAUAUGAAUAAAAUAUCAUUUUUUCAAUAAGCAAUUUUUAUCAUAUGUAUUUUAUUCACCAAACACUAUACUGACAUUUAAAAAAGGGAAAUUGUAAAAUGUUUUUCUAUGGGUCUCAGGAACUUUUGGUAAGAUGAUAAAUAAUAGCAUGUAAGGUACAAUAAUGAGAUCUUUAUAAUGACAGAGCAAGCUGCAUAUAUAAAAAUACACAGAAAUAUUAGUUCACACUUGUAUGUCAGAAUUUUCCAAGCUUUUUAUAGUGGGCAUGAAUGUAAUGUAAUGGUGAUUGAGAGAUAUACCUCAAAAGCCUAUUGUAUCAUAUUUGAUACAUGUAAUUUCAACAUGAUCUUUCAAUAAAAUAAUAUACACAAUUUUAACCAAGCAUAAGUUGUUUAUGUUCAGCAAAUACUCAUUUUAAAAAUAUCAGUAAUAAUAUAAUCAUUACUGUCACUUUUACUUUAUUAAAAUAAGCUGUCAUUUAUCCCAAAAUAACAGUAAUUUAUUUCCGGAAGUCCACCGUCAUUUUAAACAGAUCGAUGUAAACAUCAAAACCACUUUUUUCAUGUGAAACUUACAUACCAUACGUUUUUUGGCUUUUCAGCUUGAACAAAGAGUCAGGAGCCGUCAAACAUCAUAUUUGAUACAAAUUGCGUUACAGGGUUAAGCUCAGUCGACAGCAUUUGUAGCACAAUGUUGAUUACCACAAAAAUGUAUUUAGACUCGUCCGUCCUUUUCUUAAAAAAAUAAAAUAAAAAAAAAGCAAAAAUCGAGGUUACAGUGAGGCAUUUACAAUGGAAAUUAAUGUGGCCCGUUUUUGGAGGGUUUAAACACAGAAAUGUCCCUUCCAGUGGGUGGUAAGAAGAAUGUGAAUUGCCAAAAAACAAAAGAAUGUGGAAGUAAAAGUGUAGAUUUACAGUACAAAAUGAUGCAAAUAUUGAUCUGUUUCUCACUCACACCAAUCAUAUUGCUUCAGAAGAUAUGGAUUUAACCACUGGAGUCAUAUACACA